This is a messenger RNA of Spea bombifrons (plains spadefoot toad), 835 nucleotides long. It is a transcript of the gene TNNC2, whose product is annotated as troponin C2, fast skeletal type. Gene Ontology annotation, cellular component: myosin II complex. The record is from RefSeq and is a predicted model, not a curated record. Lineage: Eukaryota; Metazoa; Chordata; Amphibia; Anura; Pelobatidae. Bases 96 to 587 code for a protein of 163 amino acids. Gene Ontology annotation, molecular function: calcium ion binding. The transcript has 6 exons.
ACCAGCACUUAUCUUCUGGACACCUGCAGCAAACACUUGGGGUUCAGUCAUCUGUGGACAUAGAGCUGUGACGAAGCCCUGUGUCUCUAGCCACCAUGCCGCAGCCUACAGACCAACAACUAGAGUCGAGGUCCUUCCUCAGCGAGGAAAUGAUCGCUGAGUUCAAGGCUGCCUUUGAUAUGUUUGACACUGAUGGCGGCGGUGACAUCAGCACCAAGGAGUUGGGGACUGUAAUGAGGAUGCUAGGACAGACACCAACCAAGGAAGAAUUGGAUGCCAUCAUUGAGGAAGUAGAUGAAGAUGGCAGCGGAACCAUCGACUUUGAGGAGUUCUUGGUCAUGAUGGUGCGCCAGAUGAAAGAGGAUGCGCAGGGAAAGAGUGAGGAGGAGUUGGCUGAAUGUUUCCGCAUCUUUGACAAGAAUGCUGACGGGUACAUUGACAGUGAAGAAUUGGCUGAGAUCUUGCGCUCCUCAGGAGAGAGCAUCACAGAUGAGGAGAUUGAGGAGCUCAUGAAGGAUGGAGACAAAAACAAUGAUGGAAAAAUUGACUUUGAUGAGUUCCUCAAGAUGAUGGAAGGUGUACAAUAAGCUGUGGGACAUUCCUCUGGAGAGCUGUGACGCUGACCUGUAUAUUACACAGCGUCUUAUACCCGCUGCAGGAUAGCGCAAGUUGCUCUGCUCUGUCCUACAUUUCUUGAAUCCCAUUUUGCAUCAGUUGUCCAUUUUACUGUCUGUGGAGAGACUUUUCCUUCUCUCCACGUUCGUCACCUCUCUUUCUUCUUCUCAAAUGUUAUUUAUAAAACUGAAAAUACCAUUAAAAGUCUUCGUGAACCUUU